AUGGAGAAACUUGAAUGUAAAAAUUCUUUAGAAUUGGCUGAGAAAUUGGGUUCUCGAGUUCGCGUUUUCUUGGAUGGGUAUAAUGGGUGGAGGGUUGCCCCAAUGAAGACUUUAAAAAAUAGUUUUGCUUUGAAUCAAAUUGAUAGUGACAUUGAAAAAAGGAAUCGAAUACAUAGAUGCCCAGUUAAUAUUGAAACAAAAAAUGAACCAAAAAUCUUUAAAGACACCAAUAACAACAAUUUUGGCAACAAAAUUAAUAAUAAUAAUAUAUUUUCAAAUUCGGAUUGGUUGGGGACUUACUCAAAUUCGGCAGCAUUCCCAAGAAAAGUUAAUUUGAAAAAACGGGUGAGGUUUGCCGUCGUUCCUUGCACUGAGGAUAUUUCGAUUUUAUGUGAAAGAAUGAAAAGAUUGACAAUAACUAAGGAAUUGAUGAAUUUUUAUGGGGAUAAUAAUAUUGAGGAAUAA
Messenger RNA from Meloidogyne enterolobii, 465 nucleotides. NCBI's taxonomy places the organism in Eukaryota, Metazoa, Nematoda, Chromadorea, Rhabditida, Meloidogynidae. The record is from the annotation of a GenBank genome assembly.